AUGACCCGCGGGGACCAGCGAGAUCGCGAUAGGGCCAAGAAUCUCGCCAAGCUUGCGGCGGCGGGCACCAAGAAGAGUGGGAACCCCCAGCAGCGCAGAGAGGCCGAUGCGAAGGCAUUAGCGGACAAGAUUGCCGCUAAAGCACUCGCUGCAGAACAAGCAGCGGCAGAUCCGAAGAACAAAGUCGGAGUAGCGGCCAAGACUGGUGCUGUGCCAGCGAAGAAGUAG
Molecule: messenger RNA, 228 nt
Organism: Dioszegia hungarica
Lineage: Eukaryota; Fungi; Basidiomycota; Tremellomycetes; Tremellales; Bulleribasidiaceae
Exons: 4
Coding region: 1-228 (75 amino acids)
Source: RefSeq, a predicted model, not a curated record